Messenger RNA from Polypterus senegalus (gray bichir), 1725 nucleotides. It is a transcript of the gene hsf5, whose product is annotated as heat shock transcription factor family member 5. The record is from RefSeq and is a predicted model, not a curated record. Gene Ontology annotation, molecular function: DNA-binding transcription factor activity; sequence-specific DNA binding. NCBI's taxonomy places the organism in Eukaryota, Metazoa, Chordata, Cladistia, Polypteriformes, Polypteridae. Bases 1 to 1725 code for a protein of 574 amino acids. The transcript has 8 exons. Gene Ontology annotation, biological process: regulation of DNA-templated transcription.
AUGGCGGCUUCUAUUCCUAUGCGCGCGCCAUAUACUGAAGCAAUUGCGCACGCGCACUAUCAGAAGACGCCGCAACUGGUGCUGCCAGCAGCCAUCGACCACCCAGUAAUAGAAGAAGACUUACUUUCCAUACCCAUCAAUCCUAAUAACUUCCCAGCAAAACUAUGGCGAUUGGUGAAUAAUCCAGAAAUUCAGUCUAUAAACUGGAAUCCCAGUGCUGAAGGAGUAAUAAUUAUUCAUCAGAAGCUAUUUGAAAGUGAACUUUUGUCACCAGUUAGGCUUUCAGUGGAAUCAUCAGAUGUCUUCAAGACCACUAACUUCACCAGUUUCAUUCGACAGAUGAAUCUGUAUGGGUUUCGAAAACUUCCUAUGAGCUCUGGAAUGGGGGACCAGAGAAUUGCAGAUGGGACAUUGCAUCAUUUCCUCCAUCCUAACUUCAAGAAAGGACACCCAGAGCUAUUAGUUAAUGUGAAGAGACUGACCGGUGUCAACAAAGCCAAACUAGAAGCAGGAAUUGAGGUAACAUGCAGGAAACCUAGCCAGAAGCGGAAGUUUCUUUCAUAUUCUACUGGAUCCUCAGAAAAAGGAAGGCUAGAAGACCAAGAUUCUGCAAAUCAUGACCAGACCCAUCAUGCUUUCUACAUGGAGAACUUGCAUUUCAUGAAAGGUCCUGAUCCUUCUCCAAUUUCACAGCAUAUGUGGCCAAACCAUAGUAGGAUGUACAUGAGGAAAAUAGACGGCUAUUCCCAACACCUAGACUGGAGCAUGCCUGUAUCAGUUUUUCAGGGUUUGCCACUGCAAGCCAGCUGUGCUGUGCAAUCCAAUUCAAGCCAACUUCAUGAUCAGCAGAGUCCUCAAAGAACAGGCGAUCUGGAACACAAUUUCAACUGGCACCUGACUCAUGUAAAACAGUAUCCAUCAUACAGCCUCCAAGGAACAUGCCACUGCUGCUCUUCUUCAUCUGUUGGCUCAAUACCAGGAUGUGCAGAACAGCAUUCUUCUAUUUUUCCUCACUACAACUAUUACCAGUUGCCAUGUCCAGUAGGUGGUCGGAAUUCCUUCAGUCCAAACUGGCAACACACCAGCCCAUGUUCCCCUGAAGAGAGCAGAAAGAUGGAUGUUAGUUUGGAAACAGUAUUUCAAAUAGCAGAUGAGUUGCAGGUAUCUCCAAAAGCAAGCAUGGUAAAAGUAGAAAUGGAUCCACUUCAAACCCCUACUCAAGAAGGCACUGCUGCAAAAGAGCACUUAGUAUCAGAUGUUAGCAGUCAUGUUGCUGAAAGUUCAUUGUCCCAGUUGGCUCCAAUAGAGCUUCACAACUUUACUCCAUUAAGUCUGGAAACCGUCCCGUUAUCUGCUACUCCUGAUUUUCAAACAGAGGGACUAAUCACUCCAGUUUCUACUGUUGAUGCACCCGAAGCUUCAGUUCAGCAACUGAAAACAGAACCAAGUACCAUUCAUCUAGAUUCAUGGGGAAGCUUAAAACCUUCUCAAUCUCAUGAGAUUCCCAAGCACAUUACCCACUCUUUGCCAGAAGAAAUAUCCGUAACAGCCAUGGAAAACAAAACUUCAGCUUAUGGCACCAAUACUCAACAUAAGCAACACAUACUACAGAGUCAAUCUCUGAAUCUUGUCCUUUUAGUGGAUGUUGCCUGCAAGCAGGAGCCCAGUGGGAACAAAGAUUGUCAGGUUCCUGUCAUCCAGUCACCAGCUAUGAAUAAAAAAUAA